Plasmodium vivax (malaria parasite P. vivax) is the source of this 4950-nucleotide messenger RNA. RefSeq lists its product as hypothetical. Bases 1 to 4695 code for a protein of 1564 amino acids. NCBI's taxonomy places the organism in Eukaryota, Apicomplexa, Aconoidasida, Haemosporida, Plasmodiidae. The record is from RefSeq and is a predicted model, not a curated record. The transcript has 3 exons.
AUGGAGGGGAAGAAAAGACGGACGAGAAAAAUCGUGGCCGCGGAGGAGAUGAAGGCUACGCGGGAGGAGCGGGUGAUGCGGAAGUUCGAGGAGGUGAAGAACAAGUGGGACCGGCAGAGGCAGCUGAUAAAGGAGCGGACAAGGAAGAGGGAGACCCUGGCCGACCAGGGGGAGAAGUACCGGGAGAGGAACGAGUUGAACACCCUCAUUGAGCACCUCAAUAAGGAGGAGAAAAAAAAAGUAAAUUGGACGGAGAACCUUCGGGCCGAAAGUGAAAGCAUCCGAUUUAAGGAGGCAGUCAAAAGGGUAACCCUAGAAGGGGGCACUUGCAAAGGGAAUAGGGACCUUUUCGAGAGGGUGUUCGAAGGGGGGACCAUUCAAAAUGGAGCCCACACGGAGAGGGAUCGUCCCGUCUGUGGAAAAACAAACCAACGAGAGAACCCCACAGAUGGGGAAGAGUACCACCCCUACGUCACGAACAGAGACGCGAAGAGGGAACUCUACCAGGGGCAGAUAAUUAACAAAAUUAAGAGCAACUUGGAAUUCGUUUUGAAGAACUUCGCCGUUCCGCUGGAGAGCGGCUUCCUUGUGCGGGGGAGGGGGGUCGGAUCGGCAGGAGUGGGAGGUGCAGGAGUGGGGUCAGCAGCGGUGGGGGGUGCAGGAGUGGGGUCAGCAGCGGUGGGGGGUGCAGACGUGGAAACUGCUAAUGAAGGAUCGGCUGCGGUGAGGGGCGCAGACGUGGAAGCUGCAAACGUGGGAACUGCUGAUGAGGCCCACCCCCCCGCGAACGAGCAACCCCUGCGAACGAGCACACACGUCAUACGAAUUAACAACCGAGGGAGGAAAGUCAUCCCCAAGUCGAUCGAGCUCCACAACACAUCAUCCAGCAUAGUCCUCUUCACCAUUUCUCAUAAAAAAAAAAUUACUCUGCAAAAGGAAGUGCUAAGACAGAGGGGUUACCUCUUCUUCGAUGAGCACAGGAACUACUCUCUCGUGGUUUCCCCAGAUGUAGGCCACCUAAAACCGGGGGAGAAAAGAACCAUAAGUUUGACCUUCUUUUUCCACUACUUUGUGAAUGCCUUUGGGGCCCUCACCAUCAGGUACUUUUGUGGGGAGCGGCUUUUCCGGAGAGACGUUUCGGUGCAGGUGGAUUCGUUUCUCGAGGGGGGCGCGGCCCAUCUGUGUGGGGGCGCGACUCACAUGACUCACUUGACUCACUUGUGGGGGGGCGAUGCCUCACCGGGGGAUCGUUCCCUUCUUGUGGAGCUUGCCCAUACGAACGACAGACAUGAAGAGGCCCCCCUGAAGAAGCGCCUGAGCACGUUUUUUCUUUACACCAAGGGGAGAGUCCUCUCAUCAGCAGGUCGUUUUGGUGACCAUGUGGAGGGUAGCCAUGUGGAGGACAACCACGUGAAAGCUGCUCACCCCAUGGGAGGACCGAAACGAAACGACCGCCCCGUGGGGAGUUCCCCAGGCAGGGGCGCCUCCCCCCGUAGUGGACCCAGCACCGAUGACGUGUUCAAAAAGAACCUCAGGGAAUCAUUUCACGAAAUGGUUAAGCAGUAUGUAAUCAGUUUGGUGCAGUCCUACGUUGGUGGGAGUGGCACAAAUGAAGGGCAGGGGAUCCCAUUAAGUGCACAGAACCGGGUUCCCACUUUGGCACAUUCGAGUGAGCACUACUCCAGGUGUGCGUCUAAGAGAGGAAAGGAAUCGUCAAGAACAGUCAAGGGGGUGGAGUCCCCUCUAAGUGUAAAUAACCACCACGUAGCAUUCGCGAAGGGCAUCUUUUCUACCCACCUGUUGAGGAGCUUCCCCAAUGUGUUGAGGCAGAGUUAUUUCGCUACUCUCCUACAGAUGGCUCUCGAGCAAGCUAUGCUGAUUAAGUCCCACUCGUUCUACCUUCGCCGCUAUUUGGACGUCAUCCAGUUUGUGCGGAUGGUUAUGCUGAGGGAGGAGAAGGCACCGGAUGACCUCCCCCCAGAGGAAGAAACAGUGUUUAUUAAAACGAACGAUCACCUCCUGCGUUACAUCAUUUUGUUUAUUCAUAGCCUGUAUCGAGCCAACCAACGGAAUGACCAAGUGAACCAUCUUAAGGAGGUCGUUUUUUACUUCCUCUCCUCUGCCUUCCUGUGCAUUCGUCGGGGGGUUAGGAAUGUCAUUCUGUUUGUGGGUGGCCGCAUGGGGGAAGUGCACGAAAAGAGCGAGGAUACCUCCCCAGGGGGGGAAACACACCGAGUGGAGGGUGAGGACUUCCUCAGCGCGGUGUUCCACUCCUUCAUUUUCCCCUUCGUGAGGGCGUUUCUCUCUGCCCAGGGAAAGACUCACUACGCUGUGCAGUUCGUGCGCGGGGGGGAGGGCGUCUCGCGGGUAUGCGAAGCGGUUCGCGCGCAGGGGGGCGAUAGUGACGAUCGCGACGGUAGUGAGAAUGCCACUUGCAACGUUGGGCAGGCAGAUGGAGAGACCCCCUCAGAGGAGGACUUCUUCAAGAACUUUCAAGUUGAUGAAGAUUACGUGAAUUGCUUUUUUGGCGAAAGUGGACCGGAGGAACCGCUUCAUGGGGGGGAUGAACAGGGGAACGUCGUCUUCGUUCUUGACAGGGAGGCGUUUGCCCGGGCAGCGUACGAGUGGCACUACGGGUGGUUAGUGGGGAGGGUGGAGCGUGGCUUGGCCAGUGCGCAGGCGGGGCAGGCGGGCGAUCCCUCCGCGGGGGUCCCUUCCACUGAUGUGGUUCCAACUGAUGUUGUCACCACGGAUGCCCCCCCCGAUGGCGAACCCACCCCACUGGUGAAGAAAAAAACGGCGACGGGGAAGGUGAAGAGGCAAAAGAGAAGAAACGCCAAGGGGGAAAGCGGUACAAGCGCUGCUAGCGGCACAACACGCGAAGGAACAACUUUACCGCUUAGCGAACGACCCGCCGCGGAAAAACCGAUGGGCCAAGCUGAUGACCAGACGGAGGAGCCAGCCGAGAGGAAUCAACUCCCCUGCACGAGGCACCACCUGGAGAAGCUCUUCGAAAUUUUAGGCACCUCUACAUACAUUGUGGAUGACCACGCGGAAGCAGACAGGCAAAAGCGCAUGCACGUGCCGGAGGGGGUGCAUGUGCAGGUGGGGAUGGUGGCCACCAAGCUGGUUAACAUCCUUCCCUUCAUUUUGAACGUCAUAUCUGUGGAGCAGCUGGAUGAACUGCACCGAGAGGAAAGACACGCCAGUUAUUUUUGGUACGACUAUUUGGUCUUGAGGAACCGAGAUCGCCUCUUAGAGGCAAUGCGAAAGAUAGUGCACUACGUGGACGCACAGGGGGAUCCCCCCGAGAAGGACCACUUCUUUGGGAAAAUCCCUCUCCCGUGUGGAUAUGAAGCGGGUCCAUCCGAGGAGGGGGAGAAGCACUCAACUGCCAUGCGGGGGGGAGGCCUACUUAUCGAGGGAGACAAUCGCACAACCCCCAAGUACCUAUGCAUCAUUUCCCCGAAUGUAAAAAACGACGUGCUGGAUUCCUCGAACGCGGCGGACAUGGUAGAGUGGCUGAAGCUCCUCAACCUGGCCAUUUGCAUGAGGGUGUCAGAUGUGUACGUCUGUGGGCAGCUGUUUCUUUUGUUUCUCCUCUUUUUCUGCGAUUCGGGUUCUUUGCCUGGGCGGUGGUGCCACGCGGGGGGGAAGCGGCAUGGAGAGCGGCAUGAAGAGCGGCAUGGAAAGCGGCAUGGAAAGCGGCGUGGAAAGCGUAUUAACCAGCCCUACCUCCGCGUAGAUGGAGCCAAUCCUACCGACCCCCUCCAACUAAACUUCAUCAACGUGGGGGACUUCCCAGAACCCCUCCUCCUCCUGCUCAAAGUGAACGUCCUUAACAUCCUGCAGCUGUGUGAGAGGUACCAAGUGAAGAUCCAUUUCCCCCACGACAUGUUCCUCCAGUCGAGUGAACUUACCCUCCAGGGCAGCCCCUCCCCCGUGUACUGCCGUUUCCCCCACAGAAACUACCAGCAGAUGAUACAGGCCAGUAAGAGGAGGUUCCUUCGCACCUAUGGGCACCGACUGGCCAGGCUGGGCAGCUGGACGGGUGAAGCGCUCCGGGGAGAGAAGCCCAGCGGGGGGGGAGCAAAAGCAGGAGAAGAAGACGAAAAGGACGAAGUGGCGGACGAAGUAGAGGACGACCACGACGUGGUAGCCAGGCCUGUGGAUCCCCCCCAAACAGAACAAGCCGCUUCACCCCCACCAACAGAACAUGCCGCCUCACCCCCCCCACGAGUCCACAUCUGCUCGCAUAGCGUCGGGAGCCGCACACUAAACAGCAUCGCUAGGGCAGUUCGGGGGGCAGAUAAAGUACUGUGGUUGUGUGGAGCUUUCGAGAGGGACCCAGAACAAGGCUGCCACAGCAGCUUGCAUCUGAUCGACUGCGUCGUGGCUGCUCAGAGGGAGAGGCAAAAACUACUUAACGCAGGGGAAGAGACAAACAAGGAGGUCCAUCAUAAGGGAAGAGAAGAACCAGAUGGAGCGGCCCCCCAAUGCAGUCACCCCGAUGGACGCAGAGUAGUGCACGUGAAUAACCUCAUCCUGCUCAACGAGGAUUUGUAUGCGCUGUACCACCGCCAUCCUCGAAGGGACAUUCACAUCCCAUUUCUCUUCCGCAGCCACAAGGUGCUGGUGCACCUGUUCGACCGGACCUUCCCCCCGACUGGGUUCUUCUCUCCGUUCUCGCUGUGAGGGUGGCACGGAAGCGGGGUGGCACCAUUAGAUGCAGCUCCCCAAGUGGGUUACUUAAUGUGGGUGCCGACUUCCCCCCCGUGGAGGAGGGCACCACCCAGCCCAAUUCGCCGUGCACGCCCCUCCGCGCGGCGGGAGCUAGCCAAAGUUGGUUCUUCAGGAAAAUGGCCAUCCUCAAGCGAUGAGAAAAGAGAAGUUGCUCCGCGGAUGAGAGCGGCUUGGAGGGGGUAGCUCCUGUUGGGCGCCAGCCGUUGG